GUCAUUGAGCCUAAGAUCCCCUGAUUGUAUAUAUUAGCCGUUGUGACAAUUUGUAGCUUUUUAAGCUCAGCGGCCACAGGUCCACAGAAAAAGACAAACCAUCAAAAGCCCCGUUGAUCUGCGCUAAUGUUCUUGGCGGGUUAUGCUGCUGAAAAAGGAAUGACCCUUCCACCCACAAUUGCGGAUUUAAAGCAUCUUGGCCUCUUCAUUCCACGGGCGACAAUUAGUAAAGUUUGUAAUCACCUGUAAUGAGGCUUAGUCCACCAAUAUAUAAGGAGGAUUGUUCCACCACGAAUCCCUAGAUAAUUUUCAAUCUUGACAACUUCUACCUAAAAGUACUAGUGGAAACUUACCUAGUCCUGCGCUUCAUUUCUCCUUGUCUGUAAAAUUUUCCACCAGCUGUGGACGCUCGCAUCAUGUCGAAUUUCCAAAGUACCAUCAACAUCACCCACAUUGGCACUGCUACUGCUGUGCUCGAAAUCGACGGCGUCAACUUCCUUACCGACCCUUUCUUCUCUCCGGCCGGGACUAGUUUCCCCAUCAGCGAGGAUUUCGCACUGAAAGUCUCAGACGACCCCGCCCUUCGUCUGGACGAACUACCACCAAUUGAUGCUGUUUUGCUCAGUCAUGAAGAUCAUGCUGAUAAUUUGGACGAUUAUGGUCGCCAGCUACUAAAUGGCCGUCACGUUUUCACUACUGUAGAUGGUGCUAAAAACCUGGCUCCGCGUCCAGCGGUCCAGGGAAUGAAGCCUUGGGAAAGCACAAGCGUCAACUUGGGUGGCGUCAAAUACACUAUCACCGCCACGCCAACCCAACAUUUUCCCGGCAAUGAGUGUACCGGGUUUAUCUUGACGACUGAUCGGUUCGGCCACCAUGUUGAUGGACGUCCAAACGCGGUCUGGUUUACUGGUGACACGGUUUACAUUGAGGAGUUUGUCCGGAUUCCGGAACAGUUCCACGUUGUGGUGGCUCUGAUGAAUCUGGGUUCGGCCUUCGUGGAGACUCCCAUUAGCGAUGGAAAGCUUGUCCAGAUCACUAUGGACGGCAAGCAAGCGGGAUCCCUAUUCAGAAUGCUAAAGGCGGACCAUCUGGUGCCGAUGCACUAUGAAUCUUGGGGACACUUUACACAAUUUGGCAAGGACCUGAUGGCUGACUUCAAGGAAGAAGGAGUAGAAGAGAAGGUCCGGUGGUUAGUACCUGGAAAAGCUGUUAGAAUUAUUUAGUUUGUAAUAAGAGAUCUGACUGUUGCUCGUUAUACACUUUCCGAAUUUACCGCAGGAUUGCACUUUUUUGUGCACAACUGAAUAAUGAAUUGGUUUAGAAUUUUCAAUUAUUAUAUCAAAAUUUUAUAUAUC
Molecule: messenger RNA, 1355 nt
Organism: Sclerotinia trifoliorum
Lineage: Eukaryota; Fungi; Ascomycota; Leotiomycetes; Helotiales; Sclerotiniaceae
Source: the annotation of a GenBank genome assembly